Drosophila persimilis is the source of this 1892-nucleotide messenger RNA. It is a transcript of the gene sigmar, whose product is annotated as tumor necrosis factor alpha-induced protein 8-like protein. The record is from RefSeq and is a predicted model, not a curated record. Gene Ontology annotation, biological process: regulation of apoptotic process. Gene Ontology annotation, cellular component: cytoplasm. NCBI's taxonomy places the organism in Eukaryota, Metazoa, Arthropoda, Insecta, Diptera, Drosophilidae. The coding region runs from base 134 to 766 and encodes 210 amino acids. The transcript has 4 exons.
UGCUGUUUUUAUUCGGAAUUUUUGUAUGUAACGCAGCAGUAGAUUAGCAGGAACCACUUCAUACAAAAGGAACUCAAACGGAAUUUCAAGGAUACUCGGCCACAGGACUGCAGCAACAAAAACACAGCCCAACAUGUCGGUGGCAGGUCUACGACAGUCCCUGCUCCUAUGGAGCGUAGACUACUGGAACUUGGAAGUCAUGGCUGACAAUGUGUUCAAGUCGCAAGAUAUCGGGCUACGCGCUCAAAAGAAAAUCCUCUCACGCAUGGCAACGAAAAAUAUUGCAAAGACAUUCAUCGAUGGGACAACGGCCUCGCUGCUGGAUAACCUGUACAGGCUGUGCAAGAUGCAUACCGGCAACAAGGCCAAGGCGGAGAAGCUGAUCAAGAAUAUCAUCAAAAUAGUCAUCAAGAUUGGAGUUCUGCAUCGGAAUAACCAGUUCAGCGACGAGGAGCUGCAAAGAGCCGAGAACUUUAAACGCAAGUUUCAGAACACCCAACUGUCCAUCAUAUCAUUCUACGAGGUAGACUACACCUUCGACCUGGCCUAUCUGCAAAAGUCGAUAGCGGAAUCGCAGGUGGCACUCAAGUCGAUUGUGCAACCGCAUCUGACGGACAAGUCAUUAGGUCGCAUCGAUGAGGUGUUUGAUUUCUUUGGCGAUGCCGUGCUUUUGGAGACGGCCUUCAAGCCGGACUCGCCCUACCGCGAGGUUAUGGGCAAGAUUGUGGCCGACAUCAACUCCGCCAUGGAGACGGGCGACAUCUGAGGGCUCUUAUUGCAUGCACUGAAAUGCGACUUGUCGAAAGAAACCAAAACAACACAAAACAGCAUGAGACACUAAGAGCUAUCUGCAAAUUGGAAAUGCUUGGCUUGUAAGCUCCACCCACCAACACCAACACCAAAACACAAAACACACAAAACUGAGGAUAGUACAGACAGAAAAGACAUAUGUUUAGGCCAGAGUUUAGUUUAAUUUUGGAUAGUGAUAUAUCAUUGACAGCAACAAAUAUCAAAAGUGAACAAAACGUCCGUAUUGUAUUGAUUUAUUUAACGACAAUGUUAACAUUUUGUAACGAUUAAGAACUACUACUAUAUGCAUUUUGCCAAAGGAAUUAACCAAACGGAAAUUGUAAACUCUAGCAAAAUGCUUGUAUCUGUAUCUGUGUGUUUGUAUGAAUGUAUCUUUGUACCUUAAAGCUUGUAAGUCGUGUCUAUGUAAAUGUGGAAAAUUUCUGCAUAAAAGCAAUUAUUUAUGGUAUAUAUUUAGAAAUGUGUAUCAGUAUGUGAAGGAUACUCCGUUUUGUUACUCUUAAUACUCGCUGUGUCCACUCUUCUAUCAGUCUUACAGUACUUAAUUAAUUAAUCGUUGUUGAUCUCCACCAACAAGCGUUGCUUUCCCUUCAGAGACCAGCACCACACAGAACACAGAAAUCACAUAUUUUACUUGUUGUGAAUGCUAGUCUAUAUUUAGUUCUUAAUGCUAAGCUGACACUAGAACCUGCUUAUCCCUCUUCACCACACCUGUCUGCGAGCCAUUUGUUACGCAUCGAUUUGUAUUUUGUAUCUUAUGUAUGUAUUCCAAGCCCCCGUCCCAGAGCCAAAGGCAUGGGUCGGUCACUCACCCUAAAGCAUUAUUUAUGAUAUUCCACUUCGGUUGUUCACACAAUGAUAUUCUAUGUAUCCAUACCCAAGGCAUAUCGAAACGUCGGACAAUAAGUUGAUUGAUUUUUGUAUGACUUUGUCCAGAAUAUUGUUAGUUACAAACCAAUGUUCGAUAUUAGGUACAUUUUGAGAGAGCACAAUUUUAGUCGUUUAGAUUUUAAAUAUUUAUUGUUUUACCAACAGAAUUAUGUUGAGUAUGAAAAUAAAAGCAACAAAUACCAAAAAGUUAA